CUCAGGGCCAGUCGGAACUCUCCGGCCCGGCUGGGGUCCAUGCUGAGCUGGAGGCGCAGAGCCUCGCUGUCUGCUCCGGGGAGGCACAAGGGACGGAUACCGGAGUGGGACACCGAGACGCGUACAGACAUUAAGACCGUACUGCAGCAAGCUGAGGCCGUGAGCCCAUCGCAGGCACCAGGCUGGGACGAUCCGAGGAGCGGGACCUGCGGAGCCCAGCCGCCCGAGCUGAGUGCCAUGUCGCCGGGGGUUGUGUGGGCUCGAAAGCCCCUUAGGAGAAGUGCGUCAACGGCUUGGGCUGUGUUUAUAAGGUCCACCGUUGGCGGGUGAAAGCGCGUGUCUUCGCGGGGUGGUUCUUGUUGUCUACCUGCCUGGAUAAUGGCUCCAUUUUCAACGAGAAUCGAGCCAACAGUUAAUAAGGAGAGAGGAAACAAAACAGGAAGUGGACCAGUACGUCGAAGAUUGCUCUCCGUCAAGAAACAACAAGAUCAACAUCAAUGUGAAAAACAUGAGGGAAACCGAGAUGACGGCCCUGGAGAGACGAGCGCAUCUCAUCAAGGAGAUGCUCAGGCAGGGAGUGAAGAAGCCCUAUAAAUAUGUGAUAAAUGUCUCCUGGGGUGACCCACACAGCACAGGAGUGAAGCCUCUCACCUUUGUCAGACAGGUUCUCGCUGCUUGUUUUUACCCUCAACUUAUGGACGGCAACAAACUGCCAGUGGAUGUCAAACAGCGAGCACGGAAGCUGCUGCACUGGUGUGAGGGUGGCUGCGUAGGCUCAUACACACACACACCAGGAUUAACGGAAGUAAUCCACAGCAUCGCUCACUUCAUAACCCAAAGAGAUGGUGGUGUUCCAGCUGAUCCUGAGAACAUAUGGAUCCAUUCUGGCUCCCAGUGGUCACUCACGAACAUGCUCAGGGUGUUGAUAAAUAGUGACGGGUCACCCAGGAGUGGCGUGUUGAUGCCAGUGCCAUGUUACAGCACGUCACAUGUGUCUGUGGAGGCUCUUGGGGGAGUGGUGGUCCCUUAUUUCCUGGAUGAGGAGCACGGAUGGGAGCUCCAGAUAGAGGAGCUGCAUCGAGCGUUGGAGUCCGCCGAAGGGGUCUGCAAGCCUGUCGCUUUGUAUAUCAUGAACCCGGGAAAUCCCACAGGUCACAUCCAGAGCAGGAAAUCCAUGGAAGAGGUCCUCAGGUUCGUCUGGGAAAAGAAGCUUUUCCUUCUUGCAGAUGAGGUCUAUCAGGGCUGUGUCUAUGGAGAAAAGACUCCGUUUGUCUCCUAUAAGAAGGUUUUAUCCAACAUGGGGCCUCCUCUUUCUGACAUGCUGGAGCUGGCCUCUUUCCACUCGGCCUCCAAAGGCUUUCUGGGAGAGUGUGGUCUUCGUGGAGGAUAUGUGGAGCUUGUAAACAUAGAGCCUGAUGUCCUGAAACACAUCUACAUGCUGUUCCAUAUGGACGCCUGUCCUCCAGUAGCGGGUCAGAUUGCUCUGGAGCUGAUGGCGGACCCGCCCAAGCCAGGAGAGCCCUCCUAUACUCUGUACACGAAUGAGAUCAGACACAUACAAAGCACACUGCUUCAUAAUGUGAAAAAAGUGGAGAAGGUUCUAAACCGGUUGCCAGGUUUCAGUUGCCAGCCGGUGGAAGGAGGAGCGUUUGCUUUCCCCAGACUGCAUCUACCACCAAAAGCCAUCCAGAAAGCCAAGGAAGAGGGGAUGAAGCCUGACACAUUCUACUGUUUGAGACUGCUGGAGGACGAGGGCGUGUUUGUUAGCCCUGGCUGUGAGUACGGUCAAAAGGAAGGCACCUAUCACAUCAGAUUUUGCAUCAUGACGACUGUUGACACCAUGAAGGAACUUCUGCGACGCCUGAGCAGCUUUCACUUACAGUUCAUGAAGGACUUUUCCUGAAUCAAACUUUUUGGAAAACCAGAUUGCUAAUAAUACUGUUUUUUUAAAUCUACACUGACACACUCUCAGAGGAGGUAUUAAUACAUUACAUAUAGCAUACAGCUAUUGUGUUAGCGCAGGGGUCGGGAACAUUUUUGGCUAAGAGAGCCACGAAAGCUACAUAUUUUAACAUUUAUUUCAUAGAGAGAAA
Molecule: messenger RNA, 2093 nt
Organism: Doryrhamphus excisus (bluestripe pipefish)
Lineage: Eukaryota; Metazoa; Chordata; Actinopteri; Syngnathiformes; Syngnathidae
Source: RefSeq, a predicted model, not a curated record